AUGAAUUACUCAAAUCUACUUAAAAAUCUUUCAAAGAUAGCUCGUCCAUUUAUUAAUAAUAAAUUCGUAGCUCCAUCCUCACAUAUUAGUAAAACAUUAAUUAAUCCGGCCACGGAAGAGUCCCUUAUUCAGGUCGUAGAAGGAAUGCCAAAUGACGUUGAUUUGGCCGUUCAAGCUGCGACCGAUGCUUUGCAUUCAUGGAGUUCAUCGAAUGGUUCCGAUAGAAGAAAUCUUUUAUUAAAAAUAGCUGACGGCAUUGAUCAAAAUUUGGAAAAUCUUGCUUUAACCGAAUCUUUGAACGUUGGUAAACCUAUAAAAGAUGCUAAACUUGAUGUAUCCGAAUCCGCUGAAUGCUUUAGAUUCUUUGCAGGAUACGCAGAUAAAUUAGCCGGACAUAAUUUUUGCGUAAACGAUAAAUAUAAGACAUACACGAUUAGGGAGCCAGUUGGAGUAUGUGGAUUGAUAACAAGUUUUAAUUAUCCCUUGUCAUUAGCAUCGUGGAAAUUAGCACCUAGCUUAGCUUGUGGUAAUACGGUUAUACUUAAACCGGCACCACAAACACCAUUGACUGCCUUGUUGUUGGCAGAAAUCAUUUCCUCUAAAACGGAAUUACCACCAGGUGUACUUAAUGUGAUACCAGGUGAUGAAAAGGUAGGAAAAUGUAUCACAGAACAUGAAGGAAUUGAUAAAUGUAGUUUCACAGGAUCCGAACAAGUUGGUAGAAAGAUCCUUUCUGCUGCCUCCUCAAGUAAUUUAAAAAGGAUUACGCUUGAGUUGGGAGGUAAAAAUGCGAUGAUCGUUUUUUCCGAUGUAGAUGUAGAUAAAGUGGUAGAUGAUGUUUAUUGGGCUUCAUUUUUAAAUUCGGGACAAAAUUGUUGUGCUGGGUCAAGAUUAUUCUUAGAAAAAAGUAUUCACAAAGUAUUCAUAGAUAAAUUACGAAAGAGGAUUGAACAAACUAAAAUAGGUAAUCCAUUAAAUGAAACCGUUGAUUUUGGUCCUUUGAUUGAUAAUAUACAAUUUCAAAGAGUGCAAAAGGUUUUAAAAGACGCAAUAUCCGGAUUGAAAGAUGGAAAGUUAUUAAUCGGUGGAAAUAGGGUUGGGGAUGUCGGUUAUUUUAUUGAACCAACUGUAUUUUAUAAUAUUGAGGAUUCGGAACUUAUCUCUCAAGAAGAAAUAUUUGGUCCUAUAUUAACCAUAUUAAAACCUUUUGAUACCAUUGAAGAAGUUAUCCAUAGGGCAAAUAAUACUAAAUUUGGUCUAUCCGUUGGAAUUUGGACAAAUAAUUAUUUAAAGGCUGAAAAGGCUAUAAAAGAAAUUAAAGUUGGUACUGCUUGGGUAAAUUGCUAUAAUUUAUCUCCUAGUUAUCUACCUUUUGGUGGUAGAAAAUCUAGUGGUUUCGGCAAAGAUUUGGGAGAGGAGUCUAUUAAUGAAUUUAGUUUUAUAAAAUCUGUCACCUUUGCUUUAUAA
Molecule: messenger RNA, 1467 nt
Organism: Funneliformis caledonium
Lineage: Eukaryota; Fungi; Glomeromycota; Glomeromycetes; Glomerales; Glomeraceae
Source: the annotation of a GenBank genome assembly